AUGUACUUCUCCACAUCUUUGAUAGCAGCAACGCCGUUGACAAGGGCAUUCGCCGCUGCAUCGAUUCUUCCAGCUCGAGAUGAUGCCUCACCAGCCUUCACAUACAACGCUACCACCAUCCUCCUCCAUGGCAAGCCAUACCAGAUCAUCGGCGGACAGAUGGACCCCCAGCGUAUACCUCCACAAUACUGGCGUGAUCGACUGAGGAAGGCCAAAGCCAUGGGUUUGAACACCAUCUUUCCGUAUGUUUUCUGGGACCACCUCGAACCAUCGCCUGGAGAGUGGACUUUCGACCAGCCAGAAAAUGAUAUCGCGACUUACGUCAAGACUGCCAAGAGGAAGGGUUGA
Messenger RNA from Fulvia fulva, 348 nucleotides. Its product is annotated as Beta-galactosidase. The record is from RefSeq and is a predicted model, not a curated record. The coding region runs from base 1 to 348 and encodes 115 amino acids. NCBI's taxonomy places the organism in Eukaryota, Fungi, Ascomycota, Dothideomycetes, Mycosphaerellales, Mycosphaerellaceae. The transcript has a single exon. Gene Ontology annotation, molecular function: beta-galactosidase activity. Gene Ontology annotation, biological process: carbohydrate metabolic process. Gene Ontology annotation, cellular component: vacuole.